AUGUCCAAUGCUGGACGUCGUCGCUCGAAGUAUAUUGAAUGUCACGCCACACAUCGGUUUCACCAUCAUGGUCUUCCUCCGCGUAGGACCGAAGUGAUUGAGCGACAGCGAGGGCGUCAAGACAAAGGCCCGGCGAUAUUCACACACAGCAUAUCUUCGCACUCUUCGCACUUCCGAGGAACAUUAGAAAGGAUCCGGAUCGAGAAAGAUGCGUCGCUGAGAGCGGUGCUAGGAAUUCCAUUGAUCCACCAAUUCCAUAUUUUGCGUUGCAAAAUGAUUUGGACCGAAGAUGAAGUGCCGACGUUAGGUGAAGGUGACCGCGCAGGUCAACUGAAGCUGUUGAACACCAUACAUCUAGAGAGGCAGCGAUGA
This is a messenger RNA of Pseudocercospora fijiensis CIRAD86, 372 nucleotides long. RefSeq lists its product as uncharacterized. Lineage: Eukaryota; Fungi; Ascomycota; Dothideomycetes; Mycosphaerellales; Mycosphaerellaceae. The record is from RefSeq and is a predicted model, not a curated record. The coding region runs from base 1 to 372 and encodes 123 amino acids. The transcript is spliced from 4 exons.